This is a messenger RNA of Pseudogymnoascus verrucosus, 423 nucleotides long. RefSeq lists its product as uncharacterized. The record is from RefSeq and is a predicted model, not a curated record. Bases 1 to 423 code for a protein of 140 amino acids. Lineage: Eukaryota; Fungi; Ascomycota; Leotiomycetes; Thelebolales; Thelebolaceae. The transcript has 2 exons.
AUGGCGAGCUCACAUUCAAUCUCAUCAGAGGGCAAGUCGGCAUCGAGGCCAAUAUCGAGGACUUCCACCUGUCGACGACCGAAGUUGAUGCGCUCCAGCGCGACUGCACCCUCCCUGGCCACAUCGAACGCCUGCCGCAGCGACCUUGCCUACCUCCAUCCAUCGUCAAGGGCGACAGCGAUACUCAGCCGGGUUGCCUCUUCAUCACCGCCGAGGACAGACGCCGUGAGCCUGUCGUCGUCACAAGAUAGCUGUCGCCGCUCUGUGAGCCCAAGACGAACAGUAUCGGAUCACGGCUUCUCAAAUACGGUAGAGGAGCAGAAGGAGAGCAUGUACACAUCACAAUGCCUCUAUUUCAGCUUCCCGAAUUUCGAAGACUUCCACGAGGACCCGGAUGAUGGCGGUGAAGAACUCGGAAAUUGA